This is a messenger RNA of Thyridium curvatum, 2118 nucleotides long. RefSeq lists its product as uncharacterized. Bases 1 to 2118 code for a protein of 705 amino acids. The transcript has a single exon. Lineage: Eukaryota; Fungi; Ascomycota; Sordariomycetes; Thyridiales; Thyridiaceae. The record is from RefSeq and is a predicted model, not a curated record.
AUGGCAAACACAAAGCUGCCAAACCUUUACAGCGAGCUUUACGGGUCGCUUGACCCGAAUACAAAUGAAAUACGUCUCGUCGCCUUUGAGCAGCCACAGCCCGAUUCACCACUUCUGCACCUCACUCUGAGCACCCACGCUUUGGACGACAUCACCGAGGAAUAUGCCACCGCUGUCACUCUCGGAAACGAUGCACACGACAGCAUCCAGCUGCGACGCAGGACAGUAUCUGGGUGGGCCAGACGGUUCCGAAACGAGCCCGGCGCUCGGCCGCCCGAUGGAGCCGCCCGCUUCCGGUGGGGCGACUACGCCGCUCUCUCCUACGUCUGGGGCUCCGAGACCGACCGGCGGCCCAUCGUCCUCAACGGGGCCGAGACCACCGUGACGGUCAACCUCGAGGUCGCCCUGCGUGCCAUGCACCGGACCGGGCACUACACCGGCAACUUCAGGCUCUGGAUCGACGCCAUCUGCAUCAACCAGGCCGACGAGGAGGAGCAGGCCGCCCAGGUGGCGCGCAUGCGCGACAUCUACAGCGGCGCGUGGGGGGUGGUGGCGUGGCUCGGCGAGGCGGGCGGCUACAGCGAUGACGCCUUGGAUCUGCUCGAGACCUUCGCGGGCAUGGCGGAGGAGAGCCAGCAGCGGCCGUUCGGACAGCUGCGGCUGCCGUCGUCGUUCUUCUUCGGCAAUCGCUUCUCGGGGCUCAAUGCGCUGAUGGAGCGGCCGUACUGGUCGCGUCUCUGGGUGGUGCAGGAGGUCGUCCUGGGCGCGUCGGCCACGGUGCUGCGGUGCGGAGACAGGCGGAUGGACUGGGUGACUUUCUGCUCUGCGAUCGACGUGCUGUUCAGGGCGGACAUGUGGCUCAUCAAGGACGAACUGCUGCGGUCCGAGCAGGAGCGGCGUAGCGAACCCGACGCCAAGCCGGCGUGGUCGACGCUCUGGUUGCAUCUCGUGCACAAGGACCUCCGCAUCCUGAGCCGAUACCACGAAGAGUACGACGGUCGGUGGCUGGGACUACGCCGGCUGCUGGACAUCGCGUGUUCGUCCGAGUGUCGUGACAGACGCGAUAAGGUGUUCGCCCUACUUGGGAUGAUGGACCCCCAGAUCGCCAAGUCCUUGUCGCACGACUACUCGAUGAGUUCCGCCAUCCUUUUUGCGUCUGUCUCGAGAGCAUUCAUCACCCGAUCGAACAACCUGGAGGCGCUCCGAGAGGGAAACCCUUGGGGCCACUCCGGGGCGCCAUCUUGGGCAGCCGACUGGACGUGGAAAGGCCGGCUGAGGUACUCCCGGCCGGGGAUGCCGCUCUGGGGUUUCUGGCAGGUCUCCCACGAGCCGGAACCGUCAUUGGCCGAGGAGGUCUACCGCGCUGCCGGAGAUCGGGCCGCCGAGUUCAACUUUGUCGGGCCGCGGAUUCUCCGCUGCAAAGGGUUCGUGUUUGACCGCGUGGCCGGUUUGGGAGCCCCCGGUCGAGGAUAUUGGAUGUGGGACGAUGGCAAGUUGAUACAGUAUCCCUCAUGGCGGAGCGGCUACGGUGGUUACAAGGAGACGGCAGCGGCUCUCUGCCGAACGCUUCUGCUUGAUCGGCUCAGCGGCAGCAGACGAGCCGAACCGCGCCAUGCCGCGGUCCUAAGCCUGCCUAAGAACUUCGAAGUGGCAAGGCCGCAGUUCGAGAGGCUUGGCUGGGUGUGGAUGUCAUCGCAGGAGGGCUACUAUUUCAGGUACAAUCUCUGGAGAGAAGCCAACGACAACCUACAAAUGGGAGAGGACACUCGGCUCGGUGACUACUUCUUUAACACAAUAAGAGACGAUUUUGAAGAGCAAGACUACGCGGAAGUGUACGGAGCCUUUGACCGGACUUGUAAGGAGAGACGGUACAUGCUCACCGAGAAAGGUUAUAUGGGCUGGGCACCGGACAACAUCAUCGGAAACGACGACCACCAAACCAGGAAAGGUGACCUCUUAUGUAUCAUUUUUGGGUGUUCGGUGCCAUUGGUUAUCAGGCCAUGGAUCGGUGGAUAUGAAGUGGUGGGUGAGGCGUAUGUAGAUGGGUUUAUGGACGGAGAAGCAUUGAAAUUGUUGGAAUCGGGGCUAUGUCAGGUCCAGGAUUUCGCGCUAUCUUGA